AACUUGCAAAUCCGACAAAAUGGUGCAUUUGAGUGGUUCUGAGAAGACUGCUGUCACCAACCUGUGGGGGCAUGUGAACGUCAAUGAACUCGGUGGCGAGGCCCUUGGCAGGCUGCUGGUCGUCUACCCCUGGACCCAGAGGUUCUUCGAAUCCUUCGGUGACCUGUCCAGCGCCGAUGCUGUGAUGGGAAACGCCAAGGUCAAGGCCCAUGGUGCCAAGGUGCUGACCUCCUUCGGCGAUGCCCUGAAGAACCUCGACAACCUCAAGGGCACCUUCGCCAAGCUGAGCGAACUGCACUGCGACAAGCUGCACGUGGACCCCGAGAAUUUCAAUCGCCUGGGUAACGUGCUGGUCGUGGUCCUGGCCCGUCACUUCAGCAAGGAAUUCACCCCCGAGGCCCAGGCUGCCUGGCAGAAGCUGGUGUCUGGUGUUUCCCACGCCCUGGCCCACAAGUACCACUGAGUCCUGAGCUGCCCCAGUGACUUCUGCGCCAGGUCCCAUGACCUGCCCGUGGGAGUGCAGCACCACAGGCCCCUGAGAGCCAGCCUGGCCCAAUAAAGAGCUUU
Tachyglossus aculeatus (Australian echidna) is the source of this 567-nucleotide messenger RNA. Its product is annotated as hemoglobin subunit beta. Gene Ontology annotation, cellular component: haptoglobin-hemoglobin complex; hemoglobin complex; blood microparticle. The transcript has 3 exons. The coding region runs from base 20 to 463 and encodes 147 amino acids. Gene Ontology annotation, biological process: oxygen transport; hydrogen peroxide catabolic process. The record is from RefSeq and is a predicted model, not a curated record. Gene Ontology annotation, molecular function: organic acid binding; heme binding; oxygen carrier activity. Lineage: Eukaryota; Metazoa; Chordata; Mammalia; Monotremata; Tachyglossidae.